Larimichthys crocea (large yellow croaker) is the source of this 5969-nucleotide messenger RNA. It is a transcript of the gene rab11fip5b, whose product is annotated as RAB11 family interacting protein 5b (class I). The transcript is spliced from 6 exons. Gene Ontology annotation, cellular component: recycling endosome; secretory granule; mitochondrion. The record is from RefSeq and is a predicted model, not a curated record. NCBI's taxonomy places the organism in Eukaryota, Metazoa, Chordata, Actinopteri, Sciaenidae. Gene Ontology annotation, molecular function: small GTPase binding. The coding region runs from base 489 to 4868 and encodes 1459 amino acids. Gene Ontology annotation, biological process: regulated exocytosis.
ACAGUGUACAGCUUACAUCAGCGUGUGUAUACUGUGUCUGUGGAUCUGAUAAAGGUUUGGUUGGGUGUUUCUCUUUAAUUCUGCGGCAUCUCUCUGACUGUAUGCGGGCCUGCUGUUCUGGAAGAGGGCGGGCCGUGAACACAAUGAGCAGAUUUCGGACAGUAAACUAACCGAUGCGACAUGUACGCAGCGUGGACUUGCGGGGAUUUCAGCACGCAGCCCACCUAACUUGGUUUGCAUUGAUUGAAUUUGGCAAUGGCAUGCGGAGCUUUAAGUUGAGCAGAGGCCCCGGUCUACUGUGCGAAAACUGACCUCGGGUAAACCCUCAGAGGCGCGGAGGACUUUGGAGAUAUUCUGCAGAGGUGUUUUUGCGCAGCACGGAAACUCAACGCAUAGGGUGAUGGUCCCCCUGCCAACUGAUAAGAAGUGAAACUGAGAUUAUUAAGGGACACAUAGACAGCCACUGCGCCCCUGUGUAGAGGUGCAAGAUGAUGUCACUGAUAGAUCUGGACGAUGAUCAGCGAUGGGUGCCAACACAUGUGAAUGUCACUGUCCUCCGCGCAAGAGGACUGCGAACCAAGGGCAAGCAUGGCAGCCGCUACCUCUACACCAUCAUCCAGGUGGGGAAGGAGAAGUACACCACCGGGCUGGUGGAGAAAGCGGCUGUACCCGAGUGGAACGAGGAGUGCUGCUUCGAGCUGCUCCCGGGGAUCCUGGAGGACGGCGGCCGAGGCGCAUACCCCCCGGGGAGCGGGGACCUGGUCCUCACCGUUAUGCACCGAGUGCUUAUCGGACUUGAUGUGUUUCUCGGUCAAACCAUCGUCCCUCUUGAUAAGAUAUUUCAGGAGGGAAUGUGUCCACGAGAUGAAUGGUUCAAGCUCAACUCUAAGGCAGGAAGAAAAGAAAAGGAACGAGGUGAACUUCAGCUAACAGUCCAGUUCACUCGCAACAACAUGACAGCCAGCAUGUUCGACCUCACCAUGAAGGACAAACCUCGCUCUGCUUUUGGCAAGCUCAAGGAUCGUGUCACAGGGAGAAAGAGGGGGGACGUAGAGUCUUCCUCGGCCAUUGUGCCAGGCCGCUACGCCGCCCUGUCAGGAUCCCUGGGGCAGCCAUUUGGGGAGGAGGUCGGAGUGGCAGUGGAGACUCCAGAUGUAGAGAUAGCAGAAGAGAAAAGAAGCAAGAUGAAAGAUUUCUUCAAAGGAAGACUGCGCAAGUCAUCUGACACCAAGUCAUGCUCAUCACUGGCUUCAGAGAGUAGUGUAUCUUCCAUGGCCAGUGAAAACCCUGGACCUCCGCCCAGUCUGGACCUGCUGUCAGAUCCUCCCAGCUCUCCUAUCUAUACUACUAAAGUGAGAGUGGACACCCAUUACGGAGAGACAGAUUUAGCUAAAAAAGUGCUCACCAGCCAGCACACCACAAAGGCUCUCACUCACAAGCGAGCCCUCAGCGAUGAAGCUAGUAAGAUCACAACAGCCUUCCCUCGAACAAAUCCUGCAGUGGAGUCUCUCAAGGGUCAGACCAUGACUCAGUCCAAGUCUUCCUUGUGUAUAAAUGGAAGCCACGUCUACGACUCUGAGCCGCCCACUCCUAGGAUCUCAGGAGCCCAUCCGUCCAAGUUGGUCCUGCUAGAGAAGUGCUCCCCACUCUCUCGUUCCCUGCAGAACCUCACCAAGAGAAGUGAGGACAAAGGUUCCUUUGCGGACGGCCGACGCUGGUCCUUUGACAAGACGAAGAAAGACGAAAAAGAGGAAGAAAAGGAAUCUCAGGCAUCGUCUCCCCCAAUUCAACAAGCUCAGAUUGGGGGUCAGGCAGCGACGCCAGGUUCCUCCUCUCCUUCACCUGACAAAGGGAGGAAGCUAAGAAAGACAUUAUUCUCUGGAGGGAGGAGUGAUUCCCUACCAACUAAGUCAGACCUGAACCAAGCCGCUUCAACAUCUGAGGGGCGGCUCAGAGGCUGGUUUGGCUCCGGUGACUCCCAGAACAAACCAAGGCUGGAAGUUUCUCCUAAGGUAGAAAGCAGCUCAGAUGUACCCCCUCCCCUCCCUCCUCGCUCCCCUGUACCCCCUCAGUGCUCCCCUCCCUCUGCCACCCUCUCUGGUCUUGUCUCACCUGAUGACUACAAUCACACCAAUCCCUUCACCCCGUCUCCCUCUCCCUCCUCAACCCCCAUCUCCCCUUCCAACCCUUUCCCCUCACGUAUGCAGUGCAACCCCUUUUUUGAAGAGCUCAUAGCUGAAGAGUCACAGAAGUCUCCUCCUUUUGCGUCUUGCUCCUCUUCUGGCUCAUCCCCCUUUCAUUACACUACUCUGCUCUCCCAGCCCUGCACACCCAGCCCUGCUCAUGAUGUUAAACCUACAAAUAUGGCUUUCAUAAAGCGGGAACGCCCCAGACCGGUAGCUAGACAGAUAUCUCUCCCUGCAUUACUACCCAAAGCAGCCAUGCCUAACUCCCCGAACCACUGUGCCCCUCGCUCCAUGUCAGAGAGUGCAGGAGAAUGGGACGACUCAUUUGAUGCCUUCGCCUCUAGCAGGCUCAACUCACCUAAAGGGAGUCUUCCUCAGAAACAGCUGAGGACCAGUCCAACUUCAUCUCAUAGACAUAAUUAUCUUCCAGUUAAUACCAAUAAUCAUGCACAAGAGCUUCAAGUAUGUGAAGAGGAGCCUCCGCCUUUGCCUCCACGGAGACUUUUAAGAAAUUCAGUUAACGAGAUUUACUCCGAUGGCUGGCUGCACAGAGGUCAAGAGCUAGCUGUCCACAAAGAAGCUUACCUCCUCUCACAAACCGGUGUAGCCUCGCUGCAACAUGGGAGAGAAGGAGAUAGCAAAAGAAACAGUAUAUCCCCAGACCCUCAAACGAGCAGCGAGAACUCUGAUUGCCUCAGCAUUAACUCUCAAGCAUACAGAAAUACUACUUCACCAGGAUUAAUGUCUGAAGAAAAGCUCAAAAAGUUCAAAUAUGAACCUUUGGAAGAUGAAACUGACCGCUGGGGAGGGAUGUUGUUUGAGCAAGAUCUGUAUGGACGUAUAUGUAGAGGAAACUAUGGACAAACCAACGUAAACAGUCAUCAUUUAUCUGUGGAUGCUGAAGAAACUGCUGGAUAUAAGAUCACAUCUAUGAACUCAGGACCUAUAAGGGUUCUUGACAGCGAGAUAAAUGUUGCAGACCUUUUGAACUUGUCAUCUACUCCUCCCCCACAGCCGGAUGCAAAGGUAGUAGAUAUUACAACCACUCCAGUAGAGCAGACUAAUCCACCUGAAACCACAUGCAUCAACAAUAACGUGUCUUUCUCACUAACCUUAGGAGAUCUGAACAUGAAUGUGAACAAUUUAGAUUUUAGUUUUAUUGAUUCAGAUGGCUCUUCUCAGUCAGAGGUGGCUGAUACUCUCAAAGGCAUCAGCAGUUUACAACCGUCAGAAGACUCGCUAGCCUCUUAUCAUGCAGAGACAGUGACCACGCCUCAGGAUAGGUUCACUCUGAAGGACACAUACAUACCUGAGAUGAACUCUUCCUUUGAAAUUCCUGCAUCAUCUAACAAACUGUGCAAAGUCUCUCCAGUAUGCCAAGACAAUUGCCAAGAUUGUGAACUGAAUAACACAGUGCCACAUGGCAACUCCAGUGGGCAGAUGGCUGCUUUGUCGUCACAAAAUCAAACCUCUAAUCCACCCGAUCUUCAAUCCAAAGAAGAUGUACCUACAGGUGUUGACGAUUUUAUAAAGACACAAAAGGACUUUGAUGAUAAUGGAAACCCACAGGGUAAAAUAGACACGCUUAACCAGAAGGAGCCAACUUCUGGUGUGGUUAGUGCACGUUUUAGACCAAAAGGAGUGUCCCGACAGAACAGUGGUAGCAGCCCAAACAACCAAAACAAAAGUGGAGAGAGAGAGUUUGAACAGUUGUUGUCCCUUGUUCAGAAUAUUACCAGAGUCAGUGAGGGACCACUGUCAUACCAGCCCACUAAAUCAACUCUUUCUUCCUUACUGUUAUUUAAUAAACAGACAGAUUCCCUAGGAGAGAGCACCAAAGACCAAGCACAUCACAAUGAGACUAAUUCACAAAUAUGUUCAAAAGAUGACACAACAAACCUUCUUACAGAAAAAUGUGUAACAGGAAAAUCCUCUGACAUCAGUUUUGAAGACCUUCAUGCAAAAGUAGCACCAAGAACCCCUUCAAAGUCAAAGAUUGGGCAAUCUUUGCAAGAGCCUGAACCCCCUUCUCCUUCCAUCCCUUGUGCACUCUCCCUUUCAGCUGAUGCACAGGUUACGCACAACCCUACCCCUUUCUGUUGCCCCUCCAUACAUCCCUCAAGCAUGGGGCCCAGUGCCGGAGCCAGCACUACUUUGGCUGUGGCCCCCUACACCUCCUCCUAUUCUACCAUCUCCACCACUGACCAGCCCCUGGUCGAUGCACGGCACUCACUUUUGCCUGAGGAGACACAACCAGCUAGCAACCUGCCCCAUCUGGAGAGCAGACCUCAUCCAGUGAAGCCGUUAACUUCUAGCCAAUCAGAGAAGAAGGAGGGGCGUUCAGUUCUGGAGAAGUUGAAGUCCACCAUCCACCCUGGACGUGCCACCCACCAGGUUGUAGCAGAACCUGAGAAGAGUCAGGAGGUGACAGUGGACAACUCGGCUCAGUAUCAGCACCUGACCAACAUGGAGCUGAUCUCCCUGCUGCUGCAGCAAGAGAUGGACAUGCAGAAGCAGCAGGCGGCCUCCGAACGGCAGGAGGCGCAGCUGCAAAAGUGCGAGGCUGAGCUGAAAAAGGUCAAGUUACAAGUCCGAGACCUGGAGGACUACAUUGAUAACCUUUUACUGCGGAUCAUGGAGCAGACACCCACGCUGCUUCAAGUGCGCACUAGGCACAAGUGACGACAGUGCUAGUGUGUGUGGUGUAUUGCACAUGAUGUAUGCUCCUCUAGAAUACUGUUUCCUCAAGAGUGGGUGCAAAAUACAGGGUUGCUAUUAGAGAUUGGGAAUCUCUGUUCUAGAGACAGUCAAACAAAUACUCUACACAAAAUCUGAUCUCACAGUCAUCCAGGUCUUCUCACUGCUAAUACUGCCUUGUUGAUGUAGACACGAUAUUACCCAACAUGCAUGCUGGUUACCGUCCCAAUUUGGCACGAAGAGAAAACAGAACAAAGUACUAUAUGAAAAAGCUUCUAUCAAAGCGGUUGCAAAUGAUUAUUUUACCCAUGCUUACUAUAAUGAUUUAAGGUAGUCAGCUAUUGUCAAUUUAAACUUUAAUCUCACUGCUUCCACACAUGCUUAAAGUAAAAUAAAAUAAAAUAAAAUAAAGGCUAGAGAUACUUCUAGGGGUGCAUUUAAUGUGCUCUUUGAGGAUUAAAGUAGUUCCUCUGGCAAAAUAUGACGUUAGCUCAAGUAACCUUAAAAUUGCAGAUGUCAAAGUGCAAAAACAACAUUUUGGAACAAGAUUUUCAUCUGUCUCUUUUAUGAAAUGCCAAGCGCACAAAGGUUGACUUGGGUUAAUAACAUAUUUUAAGAUAGACUUUCAGAAAUGUUAGAAAAAAUAGCAACACAUCAUAAAAUGCAGCACUGCAACAUGUUUACUAUAAAAAAAAGUUUCUGCAUUAACAUUGUAUGAUAAGCAAAAAGCAAUGUUCAUGUUUGUGCCCGAAAAGAAAAGAAAGAGGAUGAGGAAUGUUUUCAUUUUGUGUCUCUGUUUUGUUUUCUAUUUUUACUAAAUAUUGUGUUUAUUAGAUACUAGUUCCACAUUACAAAUGUUUUUUGGUUUCGUUGUCCAUUCUUGCAAUAUUUUGUUGGAACAGCAACAUUUUACUGUAGAAACAACAACUCAUCAAUGCAGUAAAUAAGAGUAUUAUAAGUUAUUUCUAUAAAAUACUUUUGUCAUGAUAAUAUAUUCUAUUCUAUCUCUCUAGUACCACUGUAGCUACUUGCAAUGCUUUACAAUGACCGCAGUACUGUACUGUAAUAAAAUAAAGCGCACAUGAA